AUGGGGAAGAAGAAGCGUCAGCGGUCUGAGAGUUUCCAAGGUAAAGAGAAUGACGAGAAGAAUGCGCGUAAACGAUUAAAAGCUUUUCAUGCAAAGGUAUUUGAGUUACCACUUGAGACUAUGCCUGAAAUGUCUCAUGAAACACCUUGCGUAGUGCUUAAGACGAAACACAAGAAGAAUGUUACAGGUAAACGAGACGCCAUAGACGAUGGAGAAGUUGUACCAAUUGUGAAGUUUAAUGUAAUGAAGAAGCAGCAAAAUAAAGUGAAGAAUACUGUCAAGGAUAAUGAAAAGAAGAAGAAGAAGGAGGAGAAGAGGAUGAUGAUGGAUGUAGCAAUUGUAAAGACUCGAGAGAUGUCCAAGAGUAAGGAGAAAAAGACCGAGAAAAGGAUGACACAGGCGAGUACGAAUGAGCAUUUGACGACAAAGAAGAAUAAGCAGCAGAAUGCUACAGGUUUGAUGAUAAAGAAGACGAAACAAGUGCAGACAGGUGGAGAGCAGGUCUUGCAAUUGCAUUCAAUGCAAACGGAUGACGCACAGCAUGAUGAUGGAGUAGAGGCAGUGAAAAUUAUGGACGAGAUUGCGACGUGUCAGGUGGACACGUCGUUGCAUAACAAGCACAAGACGGUGACUGGUAAGACAGUUGCUGGUCCAAAGGUGGAAAAGCUGAAAAAGAAUGUGGAAGCUGCUGAAAAGGAGGGUCUUGUGACACAAGCAGUGGUAAGUGAUAAUGGUGGCAAUGAAUUACCGAAAAAGCUUAUGACAAAGCCGAAAAAAAGAAAGAAAAAAUUGCGGAAACAAGCUACUGAAGAGGCUAAAGACAAGAAACAUGUUGACGAUCGGGUAAUGCAUGUCGAUAAAGAUGAAACUAAUUUGUCGGGUAGCAAAAACACGGGUGCAGCGCUGAGAGAGAACGGCUCCUUGACAGCUGCUAUAUCCACCACACCGUCAUCAAAAUCUUCCGCAAAGCGAAAAAAUCGUUCGAAAGUGGCUACGACGACGAGCAGCGUAUUACCCACGGUACAUGCUUCUGUGCAGCCUAGUGAAGACACGGCACUCACUGUUUCUAGUAUCCCAGAAAAGCAACUCGGGAGCGAUGCAGCAAAGUGCGUAAACAAAGUUGUGCCCAAGAUUACUGAAAAAGUGCGAGAAAAGAAAGCCAAAACUGGUAGCAAGUCUGCUGCAGCACGUUCUACGAAGGCAGGCUCGAAUGACGAAAAGAAUACUGCAGAAUCGCCAACAUCCUUAACGCCGAUUGCGGCUUCUCUCGUUAAGGCAGCAAAGAAGAAGAAGAAUGACAUGUUUUUGUCCAAACAAGAAGAAACGUCACGUCAAUCUCCAGUUUCCUCGAAACGCAUAGAGAAAGCUGCAAUACUCCAAGUUGCGGAUGAAGUUUCGUCAGAAAGCGAAGACGACGGUAAAUCUGAUUCUGACCAUUCCGAUGGGGAUAAGAUGUCAUUAUUUUCACGUCUCAUCGAUUCAGCUGCACGAGAGCAAUGGCAGCUUGUGGAAGUUGGUCGACUAGUUCGGCUCUUUGCUGCGGAAUGGGAUUUUAAAGGAAGCAAGACAGCACGAUUCUUGUGUAAGACUUGCCCUGAACUGGUUAACGUCGAUUUUGUAGAAGGCUUGGGUGUGAGCUUGUCCGCAAAGCAGCUUGUCCAAGUUUUUGAAGCUGGGUCGGGAAAUUCUAGAGUGCUGAUGAACAAACUGGCGUCUGCUGUGGAAAACGGCGAUUUGAGCGUGCGCGAUCCAGCCUUUGUCUCGGCGCUAGAGCAACGUGUCGCGCUUAUGGAGUCGAACGCUGAAGUGAUGGAGUUACUGUAUCCGCUGUUAGAGAGUUUGUCCACAGUGCGUGAUGUCAGUUAUUUGAUAAAGCAGCUGUGUGAACACUGGCAAUUAGAGCGUAAAAUUGCUCUGGUGCAGCAAGUGUUACUGUCGAGCGUAUUUGAUGAUCUAGACGGCAAUCAGGAUGACAUUCUUUUAGACUUGCCUGACCUUACCGGGCGACUGGACUUUCCGAGCCGUUUGGAUCAGGAAGACGUCGAUGAGAAUGGAAACCUGAAAGGAUUUCUUGCCAACGACGAUAGUGACUGUGACGAAGAGGGGGAGCUUAAAGAAGAUAUAGACGCAGAUGCCAGUGAAGACGACGAGGACUUGCACGAUGAUGAGACUGAUUCAGAGGAAGAAGUUGAGAUCUCAGGUCGAUCUUGGGGCCGCAAUCAGUUUAUUGAAGAUGAGGCGGAUGUCGGUGACGAAGACGACGACGUAGAUGAGGAAGAGCGCCUUGAUGAUGAUGCGUCGUCUUCAACUAACACCGACUGA
Molecule: messenger RNA, 2322 nt
Organism: Peronospora belbahrii
Lineage: Eukaryota; Oomycota; Peronosporomycetes; Peronosporales; Peronosporaceae
Source: the annotation of a GenBank genome assembly